Messenger RNA from Tarenaya hassleriana, 826 nucleotides. RefSeq names its product protein yippee-like At4g27745. Bases 318 to 635 code for a protein of 105 amino acids. The record is from RefSeq and is a predicted model, not a curated record. Lineage: Eukaryota; Viridiplantae; Streptophyta; Magnoliopsida; Brassicales; Cleomaceae. The transcript is spliced from 4 exons.
UCGAAACUUUCACGUAUUUUUCCACGUUAUUUCUCUGAAUUUUCUCACUCCCAAACACGUUUUGUUCACCGUCAAAAUUUCAAAAGAAAAAAAAAAGAGGAAGAAAUAAAGAAUCGCUGAAAAUUUUCUGGGCAUCCAAGCAAAGGAUCUGCUGAGCGGUGGUUUUCAUCAAGACCUGUAUCACCAAGUUGCUUUGACUUGGAUAACAAUUUUAGAUCUUUCAUCGUGGGUUUUUGUCCUCCAUUUUUAGUGACAUUGAUCUCGGAGCUGGUGAAGAAGAGGUUUUAGAAAGGGGGAAAGGUCAAAGCUUUGAUCAGAUGGCUCAGUCGGUUGGUCCAAGGCUGUAUAGUUGCUGCAAUUGCAGGAACCAUGUUGGCCUUCACGACGAUAUCAUCUCCAAGGCCUUUCAGGGAAGAACAGGGAGAGCCUUCUUGUUCUCGCACGCGAUGAACGUGGUGAUAGGGCCAAAGGAAGACCGGAAUCUCCUUACGGGUCUCCACACAGUGGCUGAUGUGUCUUGUGCAGACUGCAACGAAGUGCUUGGAUGGAAGUACGAGCGAGCAUACGAGGCCUCGCAAAGGUACAAGGAGGGCAAGUUCAUACUCGAGAAGGCGAAGAUUGUGAAAGAGGAUUGAUCGGUAGUAACCGUUGUUAUCAAAGAACAAUGCUGAAUUCAUUCUUGGGUUUGGCUCGAAAAAACAAAUGUACAUGAAUCAUUUGGCUUCGUCGAUGUCUAGUGAUGUCGAUCUUCCAACGACUUCGAUUAUGCUCCAAUGUAUUAGUAAGGAUUUCUCUGUUAAUAGCUUCCUGAUGUGUCUUUGAUAUA